AUGACGACGGAGGGGAAAAUGGUUGCCCUGUUCCCGAUUCCCUCAGUUAUAUAUCUCAUCCACAAUAAUGUGCAGUUUGCUACACUCACUUAUGUGGAUACUUCCACCUAUCAGAUAAUGGGAAAUUUGAAGAUUGUUACGACUAGGGUACUAUUCAGGAUGUUCUUAGGUAGGAGGCUUUCUAACUUGCAGUGGAUGGCUAUUGUGUUAUUGGUCGUCGGGACAACCACUAGUCGAGUGCCAGAAAAUUGUGUCUCACAAAUUUGUGUUGAGGAGUUAGAUGAAUAUCUAGUUCCGACGUUUGUUAGUGGUUGUGUAGCUGUGAUGCAAUAG
Messenger RNA from Sphenostylis stenocarpa, 333 nucleotides. Lineage: Eukaryota; Viridiplantae; Streptophyta; Magnoliopsida; Fabales; Fabaceae. The record is from the annotation of a GenBank genome assembly.